Lymnaea stagnalis (great pond snail) is the source of this 10434-nucleotide messenger RNA. The record is from the annotation of a GenBank genome assembly. Lineage: Eukaryota; Metazoa; Mollusca; Gastropoda; Lymnaeidae.
CCUUGACCUUGACGCUUGUCAGUGCCUCUGCCCUUGCUGUCGUCGUCCUAUGUAUAGCUGCCCUGUUCUGGUUUCGUCAUCGUCAGCGCCGAAACAAGCUCCUGCACGACCUGACUUUCGAUGAUGGAUCGGAGGAGUCAAAGAGUACGAAGUCGGCGCCUUCUUCCAGGUACGAGGUCUAUGUUGUUGUUUGCGAUUACCAGGGGUUCUGGUGGCUUUGUCGACAUUAACAAGGUAGACAAGAGAUACUGAGAAGUAUAAAGACAAGAGAUACUGAGAAGUAUAAAGACAAGAGAUACUGAGAAGUAUAAAGACAAGAGAUACUGAGAAGUAUAAAGACAAGAGAUACUGAGAAGUAUAAAGACAAGAGAUACUGAGAAGUAUAAAGACAAGAGAUACUGAGAAGUAUAAAGACAAGAGAUACUGAGAAGUAUAAAGACAAGAGAUACUGAGAAGUAUAAAGACAAGAGAUACUGAGAAGUAUAAAACUCUUUAAAAAAUGAUGUAGCUUCUUCCUCGUUUGUUUAUUUUUAUUAAUUUCAUAGGCCGAAAAUGGCUUUUAAGUUGUUUUUUUCGGAAAAGAAGGCCAAUGAAUUAAAAGUUGAAAGCAAUAACAACGAUUUACUCAUGUAUAUAUUAGUGUAUAUAUUAUAACAACUUUGAUAUAGGCAUAGAGCAGGGGUUCUUAACCAGGGGUGCUCUCAUCCACCCUGGGGGCUGCGGAAGCAGUGUCAUGGGGUGCGUGAAGAACCAGAAAAAUCGGUUUGAGUUGCAUUUUUAUAAACAUUUUAUAUCGCUCCACAUAUAUGUUUUAUGCUAUGUACAACAAAAAAACAAAAAACAAAAGAACCAACGCCCUAGAGAGGAGAUUAAACAUUUUUAAAAUGCUUCCAGUAAAAAGCCUAAUAAAGGGAUUGUACUCAAGCAGCCAUAUCAUUUCUUGAUUGAUGUGCUCGAGAAACAAUUUGCUGGUCUACGUAUAAUAUAUCUAUUCAGAUGUCCCGAGAACUCGGGUUAAGAAAUACUUUUUGAGACUAAGAAAAAAAAAUAACUUGAUGUUACCUUUGCAAAUUUAUAUCACCUCUCGGCUACAUUAACUCAACAUUUUCAGAACCCCGUCCCCAAAGAUGAGUAAAAGAAUGUCCUGUCCCGAUGCCUUAAAUCUGAAAACGAUCGGUGCUAAAGGCAUGCUGGCCCGAUCGCUGACCUCUGACCGUAUACCAGACUUCACGCUGCCACCGGAGCGUGUCCAGCCCUGGAGUCCUCACGAAAAGAAAGCCUCCAAUUUCACCUUCACUUCUCACCAGCGGAGUAACACGUUAGGGAGCAUCAAACCAGAUCUCUACCAGUAAGUUCUUUGAAACAUUUAAAUAUUUGAUGUUAUGGAGAGUGGUUCGCAAUGUUAUAUGGGACCAUGGGUUCUGUUCUUUAAAAAAACGUUCCUACUGAUUAAUUGUAAAAUGUAAAUACGUGAAAAAGUCCACAUGAAGUAUUGAAGAGCAAAAGAAAUAAACAUUAAAAAAGCUCUUGACAGUUUGAAAUUAAAUUAUUUAAUGAGAUUUACAUUUACUUCGUGUCGUAUUGAACAUAUUGCUAUUAAAUAUGCUGUUCCUGAUUUGUUGAAACGUAUAAACAUGAUUUUAGAUGUUAUCUUCUCUUAAUUAAACGCGAACUUACUUCAUUUAGUGUAAAAUUAUCUUUGAAGUGUCUACGGUUAAGUUAGCUACCCAAAGCUGAAAUAGUAUGACUUAAAAUCUGCAAAUUUAAUUCAGGAUUUUUCAGUUACAUGAUUUAUUUGUGACACCACCAUUAACUGCAGAGGGCAAUAUUAUUUUUAGCUACUGCAUAUAUCAGAGGGCGAGUCCUGUGGGUGUGUAUGGGGAUGGAGUUCCUGCAAUUUUGUUGUUGUUUAUAAAUAAAUACAUAUUUAUUUUGGGGUAAAGAUGGGGAGGUGGUGGUGAUGAGCAAUGUUUCCUUUAAGGUUUGUUGGUUCGUGUGAAAAAUCGUACAGUUGUAAGCAAAGUUUUUCAGCAUCAAUUUUUUUGUGUGCAAAAUUUUUCAGCUCACAAACACAAAAACACAUUUACAUGGAAAUUUACUGCGCGGUACUCAGAACUGCUGCGCGGCGUCUGUGAGAUAGCUGCGCGGGAACAUUGGUGAUCAGGGGAUCUUGGGUUAAUUCCCUCACUUUUUGCUCAGGACUCAACCCUUGAUCUAUAUUCAUAUUUCAUUUGCUCUCUUUUAAAAUCUUUUAAAUUAACUUCGCUUUUUUUCGCGUGUUUGUGGCAACAUCUUCGGAACGCUAAAAGACUCACUUACCUUUCAUACUAUCGAUCUGAAAUUCGGCACAUAGACUAACUGCCAGUAGCAACACAUUCUUUCACAUUUUCAGCCCCACUCUUUUGUCCCAAUCCUCCAAAAUCAGUUUAUCCUGUUUUUCAAAAGAAGCUAAUUGACCCACAUCCCGUCAUCCUAAUGUACAGAAACUUAGCACAUAGACUCGUUGCCGAGGAAAGCAAAUUUCCCAUUUUCAGCCCCGCGCUCAAACGACAUUAACAUUAAUAUCUGCUGAAGCGUAACUGAGCAGGACGCUAUAGAUAUAAAUCUUAUUUGCAAUCAAUGCCAUGAACUGAAUUUUUCGUGCAGCUCGAUGAAAAUAAUAUCUAUUAUUUGUGCUUUUGUAUUCAAAAUUUAAGAGUUCAGUUUUUGAAUGUCUGACAUAUUUUCACGGCCUACAGUCAUCUGAGUUUCUCCGAGGAUGAUGAACCGAACCUCCCUGAAACAUCACACGGUCGUCUUUGGUUCUCUAUGACUUAUGAUGCAGGAGCUGAACAGCUAAAUGUCACGUUAAUCAAGGUUAAAGAUUUGCCAGGCAAGUCCAUUUACCUUGUGAUUUUAUGAUUUUACUAAUUUUAUGGUGAUGUCAAAUUAAAUUUUACUAAACUGUAACAGACCAAGUUAACUAUGAUUUUUUCAGACGACCCUAAUAUUCACUCUCAGACACGAUGGCGUAGUGAUUUUAUGAGAACGAUGUAAAUCACGAGAAAAGCGAGAAUUAGUUUUUGCGAUCGUGUCGUGAGAUUGAAUAUUAGGGUCGUCUGAAAAAAUCAUAGUUAACUUGGUCUGCUACAUAAACCUUGUCGUCAUUGCAAAUCAUACUAGUGGUAGUCUUUGAACGCUACUUAAGAUUUUAUAAUUAACUGCUUGAAGCAUAUUAACGCUUUAAUUACUUAAUUAAUCUUUAAUUCUUUGACUGCCUAAUUAAUUAUUAGCCACACUAUUUUAUCUCUGGAAACAUACUAACGAUUUCCCCUUGAAAAUUUUAAGCAAUUAAGUAUUUUUUUAGUAUCAAAUUAUCUAAUUUAUGUUCAAAUCUUUAAAGGUCGAAAUGGCAGUAGCCAGCCGAGAGAUCCGUUCGUCAAGAUCUUCCUGCUGCCAGAUGAGAGAACCUGUCGCACAUCAAAAGUUAAAAAGAAAACACUGAGUCCUUUAUUCAAUGAGACGCAUUCAUUUCAGGUACAUGUGUGUUCUGCUUUAUUCAAUGAGACGCAUUCAUUUCAGGUACAUGUGUGUUCUGCUUUAUUUAAUGAGACGCAUUCAUUUCAGGUACAUGUGUGUUCUGCUUUAUUCAAUGAGACGCAUUCAUUUCAGGUACAUGUGUGUUCUGCUUUAUUCAAUGAGACGCAUUCAUUUCAGGUACAUGUGUGUUCUGCUUUAUUCAAUGAGACGCAUUCAUUUCAGGUACAUGUGUGUUCUGCUUUAUUCAAUGAGACGCAUUCAUUUCAGGUACAUGUGUGUUCUGCUUUAUUCAAUGAGACGCAUUCAUUUCAGGUACAUAUGUGUUCUGCUUUAUUCAAUGAGACGCAUUCAUUUCAGGUACAUGUGUGUUCUGCUUUAUUCAAUGAGACGCAUUCAUUUCAGGUACAUGUGUGUUCUGCUUUAUUCAAUGAGACGCAUUCAUUUCAGGUACAUGUGUGUUCUGCUUUAUUCAAUGAGACGCAUUCAUUUCAGGUACAUGUGUGUUCUGCUUUAUUCAAUGAGACGCAUUCAUUUCAGGUACAUGUGUGUUCUGCUUUAUUCAAUGAGACGCAUUCAUUUCAGGUACAUAUGUGUUCUGCUUUAUUCAAUGAGACGCAUUCAUUUCAGGUACAUAUGUGUUCUGCUUUAUUCAAUGAGACGCAUUCAUUUCAGGUACAUGUGUGUUCUGCUUUAUUCAAUGAGACGCAUUCAUUUCAGGUACAUGUGUGUUCUGCUUUAUUCAAUGAGACGCAUUCAUUUCAGGUACAUGUGUGUUCUGCUUUAUUCAAUGAGACGCAUUCAUUUCAGGUACAUGUGUGUUCUGACUGCAUUUUAAUCGGAAUUCUAAGGAUUGACUUCAAUCACAUCCCUCAUUAAAUUAAUAUGAUACAUUUGCUCAUAGCUCUGCUGCCAAUCAUUAACAAUCAUUAUUGUAUAUGUCACAUAAUAUAAAUAUACCAAUGAUAGAAGAAUACUUUGUCACAGAACGGUUGUUACAGAGGAGGGCUCCGGUCCUGACUUAUCACAAACUUUAUUGAUUUAGUAGUGGUCAGUAAAGGGCCGCUCCUUUCUGUGAUUCAUAUUUUGUGUAUCUAGGCGUUGGGACAGACAAAAGCACAACGUAGACUUGAUGAAUUCAAAUAACGCAAACUAUACGUGCAAGGACGUCAUUUGGGGAGGGAAGUGUGGGUCAUUUGCCCCCCCCCUCCCCCCGAAUGUAUAGGUUUUAUUUAAAUUGCUUUGUACUGUGGCGCCUUCUGUAAUAAACAACUCAACAAGUCGACCAAGUUUUGGUUUUGCCCACGCCCCUUGAAAAAACCUGAAAUGACGCCCUUGAUUGGGUAUGCAGAUGGUGAAAUAGCAUGCGUUUAUUUCUAAGAUAAAAAGCUCUUUCUAGGGUACCGCUAACCUUCAACUGUCUCUACAGGGCGGCCCAGGAAAAGUGAUAACAAUCUCUUACAAUGUAAUAUAAUAUAAUUACAUCAACAUUUGUCAACUGUAUACAUUUACUGGUUACGUAUGUCCCUAUAUAACUAAAUGCCAUCAUGAUCAUGACAAUUUCCGGUGGUCAAAAUGAAAAAAAAAAACACAUUAUAUUAAUUCACUUACAUUAAAUAACCCUUUGCCAUGAAAGGUUCUCACUUUUUUGGGGCCACCUUGUAUGUAUCUCCAUAGCUAUGACUGUAUGUAUCUCCAUAGCUAUGACUGUAUGUAUCUCCAUAGCUAUGACUGUAUGUAUCUCCAUAGCUAUGACUGUAUGUAUCUCCAUUGCUAUGACUGUAUGUAUCUCCAUUGCUAUGACUGUAUGUAUCUCCAUUGCUAUGACUGUAUGUAUCUCCAUAGCUAUGACUGAAUGUAUCUCCAUAGCUAUGACUGUAUGUAUCUCCAUAGCUAUGACUGUAUGUAUCUCCAUAGCUAUGACUGUAUGUAUCUCCAUAGCUAUGACUGUAUGUAUCUCCAUAGCUAUGACUGUUUCUAAACUGUUCAUACUGUAUCGUCUCAUCUAUUCCUAUGUUCAGCUGUCGUCUCCUGAUAUCUUUCAACUAUUCCCGAACAACUGCCUCUCUCAGAUCGUUUCUCUCUUCACUCCCCGUGUCAUGAAGAGUUCUGUCUUUCAUGCAAUUCUUAACCUCCGUUGGUGGCCCAGGAAUGCUAUCUAUUAACCCAUCCCUGCCCCUCAACUUUCGGUCCAGUAGAAUUUUCCGUCGUUAACCCCAAAAUUAUCCUGCGAAGUCUGGAAGGCCCGAAACAUAAUAGUAUGUAAAGAGACAAUCCCCUUUAUCUCAAGAUGUGAGAAUAUAUUAACCUUAAUUAACCUCACCCCCUUAUAAAUUCCCUCCCCAAAAUUUCCCUCCACCCUAUAAGUGACCUAAACAACUAAGGAGCUCUGCCCUGUACCCUCGCCCCAGUCAUUUGUGAAAUACUUGCAGUAGAACAUGCACACUUGAUAGGUUAGCUUAUGCUUGCCUCUUGUAAACAUCUAAAGAUAGUGGUUUGAUUUGUUUAAAUGGCAAAUAUUAUACUCAUCAUGAUUUUUGUAAAUGUUGUAAAAAUAACUGCACACGGAAUGCAUCUGAUAACAACACAAACAACAAUCAUGUGAUCUAGGUCUCUCUGGAUGACGCCAAGAAACGGGUCUUGCGCUUUUCCGUCUAUGACGUCGAUCGCAGACGUGUGCGUCACUCACUUGGGCACGUUAUGAUUAAUCUGAAGGGCCUGGACCUAACCAAGGGCGAUGUCAUGUGGAGUGAUCUAGAGCCCAUGGUACAGGUGGGUCUAAUGGAUCACUUUACUUCCCACGGCUAUUCAUUUUUUUGUAUGUAUCUGUUACCACCUUGUUUCACUUUGAGAUUUCGAUCCCUUUUACUUAAAAUAAGUCUUAGAUAUUUCUUAAAACCAUAAAAAUAACCCUUUUUUAUAAUUUCUCUUUUAACUUAAUAUUGGAGAUGCAUAUUUUUAAUUUGGUUAUGUUUGGUAAUUACAUCCAAAAUACGGAUACCUAUGUUUCGGUGGAAAAAUGCAAAUUUUUAGGUAGCUUAAUCUAAGGAGGCCUGCAACCAACCAAAAUUAGUUUGAUUCUUGCUUUAUAAAUUAUAGAAUUUCCCAGGUAGAAAAUAGUUCUCUAAUAUUUCACGUUAAAUAAUUUCUUUUUUAAAAAUGUAUUUUUAAAUCCUUUAUAUUAACUUCGCUUUUGUUCGUGUGUUUCUGGCGGGGAAAAAAAAUCUUCGGCUGACUAAUUGACCCACUUCCAAUCAACCUUUCGAGCUGAAUGUUGACAAUAAAUUCUUUCAAAUUUUCACCCCCAACCCCCCAAAAAUCAGUUUUUUUCUCCUGUUUUUCAAAAGGAAGAUGAAGAUGAAGGAAAUAUGAUGCCACCGAUUUAACGAAAUAAAAUUCCCGAUAACUGCGCUAAAUGAGAUUCUUCGAAAAAAAAAUAUUGCAAGUACGCUUGAUGCAUAAUAUUUUAUUUUGUUUUUCUAAAAUAUUUGGUGUAAUCAAUCUGUAAAAUCGUGUGGGUCAUUAGAAUAUUAAUAUAGUUCAGGGGCAUGAAUAAAAUGUGCGGUUGUGAGCCAUUGGGAGGUGGGGGGAGCACUUAUAACGUGCGUUACUUGUAUGAGUAUUUUGUCAGAUUUUCAGCCCCACCCUCAUUGCCCGAUAUUACAUUUUAUGAAGGAUUCAUCGAAAAACUUUUGUUGUUGGGAGAUAUUUAAUUGUUUUAAUUCUGUUAAGGCUACAUCAUCACUUGGUGAGCUUCAGUUCAGUCUUGUCUACAUCCCUACAAGUGAGAGGAUCAAGAUUGGCAUCCACCAAGCAAGGAAUCUCAACUUCAAGGAGGACUACCCUGAUAUGGGUGGGUAAUGCUGUGCAUUGUCUAAAUGUUCUGUCUAUAGUUUUUUUUUUUACUUAGCAACCAAAGCUGAAGUAGAAUUUAUUAAUUUUAUAGUUGUGACCCACAUGAACUUUUACUUGCCAUUUUUCAGGGGCCUACGUGAAAGUUCAGUUGUAUUAUGGUCAUAAGUGUCACCGAGUGAAGCGAACCAUAACUCAACAGGGCAGUCCAGACAUGAUGUUCAAUGAGUCGCUGUCAUUCACUGUCAAUGGGAAACAAAUGGAUUCUUGUAAUAUGGUGGUGGCGAUCAUGCUUACCUCCCCCCGUGCAUACGGCAGUAAUGACGUUGAGUACGGCAGAGUUGCUAUUGGGGCUUUUAUGUAUUCGAGAGGUGAAGAGCUCGUUCAUUGGCAAGAGAUGGUGUCACAGCCAAAAGUUGUCAGUACCCGAUGGCAUACACUAAGUGCCAUGCCACAACCGACCUGAUCUACAAGAUCCCUUGACCUGAGCCCGCCCCCUCCUCAUAAAUAGAUCACAAGGUGAUGUUUAACCGGAAAAAAAUCGUUACUGAAUAUACUUUUUACUCAAGGCCAUAAAUUAAUUAAUUUAUUCAGAUUAGGCCUAAGUUGUGAGGAAAAAAAACAAUGAUUUUUUUUCUCAAAUGUCUUUCAUUUUCUAUUUUCACACAAGGGAAAGGGUUUUAAUUAUUUUUUCAAAAAAUUUGAAAAAUAGCUUCUGAUCUUAAUCUUAUAUGAACUUAAAUAUUGUUUGGUUAAGAGUAUGAAUUAGCAUCAAGUAAUGAUUUAAUGAAUUUUUACAAGUUAACUUGCUUAGUAAACUAACAGAAAUCAAUUCAUCACAUUUUUGUUUCCUUCUAUGCCCUUUUAAAAAAUGUAAAAAAAAAUUAAACAUUGUAAGGAUUAAUUGAUGGUAAAUAAAUUUACAUAGUCAUAUGCUGAAAUCAGUGCACAGCUCUUUGUGUACACCAGGUCUGUUAUUCUAAUGUUACAUUUGUUCAUGUUAAGGUCAUAAAGCUGGCUAAAUCUUUUCUGUGAAUAAUUCAUAAAAUCUGGAAUUCUCCCAGAGAAUAUUAAGCUCUUAGUGGAAUUGUUUUUAAUAGUGUAUCAAUUUUCUAUUGCAUUGUGCUCAAUGUCUAGUUCCACUAAUGAGUACACAAUGAUAGUUUUAACAAUAAUUUAUUUUUUCAGGGGGUGAUAAAUAGCUAAAGCAAUAUGUUGCUCAUGAUUUUCUUUAAAAGGUGUAUAACAUUAUAUAGGAAACUCCAUUUCUAAAAUUAUUUACUUCUGAGUUAUUUUGAUUAUGAGAGAGUUAUUUUUAAUAAUAAGGGUCAAAGCUACUUAAAUAAUUAUAAUGACAUCAGAAUUUUUUUUCUUAAGUGUUACUUAAACAGCACAAUCAGUCAUGUUUUAAAUUUGGUCUUAGCCUGCUGAGAUAAAUAAUAAUAAUCAUCAUUAUAUUGUUUCUCAUGUUCAUCAUCAUGUAAGCUAGUAAUGAUUGUAUAAGCCUACACAAUGUCUUACUUUAGGAAUUCUGAUUUAAUUCAAAGAAAAUGUGUAGUUAAAUUUUCAGACUCACUUAUAAUAGCUUGCAUAAGGAGAAAUUUAAAAAUUGUGAACAUGGACAAAUAGUGAAAGAACAAUUACUCUAACUUUGAAAUAUGCCUGCAUGAACUAUUGCUACUUACAAAUAUUAAGUGUACAAUUUCCAUCACAGCAUUGAUUUAGGUUUGAUAACCAUUGAUAUAUGUCCAACUUAUUAGCCCUUUUUAUGAUGUCAACAUGAGGCUUUUGCCAGCUUUUAUAAACCAGUAAAUGCAGUGUCUUAAUUUUAUUUUACAACUCUAAAGAUAUUGUGCAUUUAUGUUGGUGUGUCAGUAUUUCCAUAAAUAGAUUAAUGUAAAUUUUAGGUCUGCAAUGUGCAAAAUAAAAAAAAAUGUAUUAAUCCUAACAGCACUGCUGUCAUCUUAUGUUGUAAGAAUGAUAAAAGAAAUUCUAAUUUUGAGUUAUUAUGUAGCAUGUGUUAAUAAAUUUAAAAAAUGCAGUGCUUUACAAUGCAAAACAAUAGUUCUUUCGCAAGGAAGUAAAGACUUUAGUAAAUAAAUUUAAUAAAUUAAAAAUAGGAAGGAAAAAAAAAGCUUGGGGGGGUUUGGUUCUAAGUCUACACUUUAAGAACUUUUCCAACUAUUCAUAAAUGAACAUUUUUAUUUAAGAACAAAUUUCUUAAGGACAUUCUAUAUAUAUUAAAAAUAAAGAAAGAAAUAUUAAAUAAAUGUUGGACUUAAAAUUUAAUUCAUCAUUCUUUUUUAAAUUGAACAGGAAAUAUUUAACCUAGAGUACAAACAAAGCCAUUCAUUAAUUUUUUCUACUUACUGGGCUGAAAUUCAUUGACAUACAUAUCCUAUAAAGGAUUUUAUAACAAGAUACUUAAAAAAAAGUAUUGGUUCUAAAAAUAAAAGACAAUGAAUGGACAAAACUACUUAAUAAGCUAAUGAUUCUGUUUCAUUGGUGAAAUGUAACUUUUUGUGCCAUUUUUUAAAAUUCCUAAGUUCAUUGAAAUUUUAUUUAAGCAUUAAAUGAGAUUAGCAAUUUAAAAUGUUAUGGCUCUUCUUGCUCUAAAAAAAUGUAUUUCUUAUGUAAGAUCACUAAACAGCUCUCAGAUGUUUUAUUUUAGAAUUGCUAUUUUUUUAGAUGUUGCUAAUCAUUUGGACCUUCCAUUGCAUGUACCAUUUUAAAAUAGAUGGAAAUUUUGUCUUUUAUACUUAUAAUACUAAGGUAUACCAGGAAAAGAGCACAAAAUUUAGGGAGACCAACUAAGUAUCGUACAUUAAUGGUUUUUUAUUACUUAUUAUGAUGUAGUACGUACUUGUAAAAUAACAGCGAUUCCUUUUGGUUUUGUGGUUGUAAAUCUGGUUGUGACCCUGGUUAGCUAAAGUUAUCCUGUUGGUCUUUUUUGUGCCUUUUUGGACUUGUUAAAAAAAUCUCAGCAUUCGUAAGCCAUUUUUGUUGUUGUUGGCUUGAAACGUGGUUUUGUUAAUGAAAAGAAAGCUAAUAAAUUUUUUAAAAGUG